AGCACUGACACUAUUGUGAGUUAAUGUAGUUUAGCUCUCUGUGGGCCCACCAUAUUGUAUGUGUGUGUAUAUAUGUGAAUAGAGAGGAAGAAAGCAGGAAGAGGAAGGGAAGAUGGGUACAUCAUGGUCACAAGAAGAGACUGUGGAGCUGGAUGUGGAAGGGCCCAAGAAGCUCCCAAAGAAGCUCCCACACAACUACCAAGCUAUCAUCAAUGAGGCUGACACACCCUUGCCAAAUGAACCUUCCCGCCUGUAUGAACAGCUUCAAUCUGGAGUGUUCUUGAAUCAGAAAAAGAAGAAGUAUUGGAUUGAAGAGAAGACAGGCUACAAUUGCUUCAUGCUCUUUGCGAGGGGGUUGUCAAUCGCUUGGGCAGAUAACCAGCGCCACUGGAGUUGGUUUUCUAUGAAAGAAACAAGUGAUGUGGAUGUCGAUGUGGCGAACCUGUUAAAUGUCUGUUGGCUCGAAGUGGACGGAAUAUUUGAGACGUCCAAUCUCUCACCAAACACUGGCUAUGAGGUGGCAUUUGUGGUGAUGGUGGAAGACCCGGCAUACGGUUGGGAAGUCCCAGUGACCCUCAAGCUGGCAUGCCCGGAUGGAAGUGUGCAAGAACGAAAGGAAAGACUGAAAGAGAGGCCCAGAGGACAAUGGAUGGAGCUCAAUGCAGGGGAGUUCCAAACAUCAGUGGACAAAGGUGGACAAAUACAGUUUACGCUGCUGGAUUACCACAGCCAAUGGAAAAAAGGACUUGUUGUUAAAGGAGCUGUAAUCCGGCCCAAGAAUUCGCGAUGAAGGUGUCCGUGAUUCAUAGCGAGUAUAAUCAAUAGUAUUAGAAAUACAAUAAAUAGUUCUUUAAAAUUUCUCAAUCCAAGCUCAUGGACUUUGUUUUACGAUAUAAAUAUACCAUGGUCACAUUGUUCUCAACUACGCAGUUAAUGUAUCUGCCAUCUUUUAAUGUAGUGGCUAAUUGGAGGCAAAUUAAUAUCAGCUACAUUAUGGCAGUCCUAUGCUAUAAUGACUAGUGGGGUGAGAUUCACAUGUGCGUGGGAUACUGGCCAUUGAUUGGUUAAGGCAAUGAGUGUAUUGGAAAAGUGGACAUCAAAGAAAUAAAUGCCACUGUGCUACAUUCAUGGGCUAGAAUGUGAAAAUCACACUGGUCAGACAA
This is a messenger RNA of Magnolia sinica, 1163 nucleotides long. RefSeq names its product protein PHLOEM PROTEIN 2-LIKE A1-like. The transcript has 3 exons. Lineage: Eukaryota; Viridiplantae; Streptophyta; Magnoliopsida; Magnoliales; Magnoliaceae. The record is from RefSeq and is a predicted model, not a curated record. Bases 113 to 790 code for a protein of 225 amino acids.